ACGCGUCACUCACGAUCAAAGUGGAGGUUCCGACCCUAAACCCGCCCUGUCACGUUGAAUAAAUAAAUAAAUUAUGUUAAGCAGGCGUAUGGCUGGAAAUAGCAUUGAUAAACCAAGGCAGCCAGCGGCUGUGUUAUGUUCCCGUUAAGACUGGGGAUGGUCCGAGCGCUCAGCAGACCCUAACAUAUCCGCGGAUACUCUAACUACGGCCAGCGUGUCUGUUCCAGAGGGUUGGGAACCAAAGCAGAGGACUUAAACCUUCACGUUCUUACUUCUUUUUCCAGUGAGAGUCCAAGUGAACAUUGCGACCGACGGGGAAAUCCAGAUAGAUUUUCUAUUUUAAAACAACAACAAAAAAACUCUUUCUCUCUCUGGAAAUAACUGGACGGCCAAUUCUCUUGGCGCAGCUUCCAUGUGCCCGGGAUUGUUACAGCGGGUCUGGGCUCGAUAAGGGUUGAGUGAAGUUGAACGAGUAUGGAAGGGUUUCCGAAGAGGACAGAAGAGACAGUGCGACCGGCUUUCCGAAGGACCUGUAAUGCAUCUCAGAUCUCCAAACGCUUGCGACACUGUCCAGACCUCCCUCGAGUCUUUUGCUGCCUCUUGUCAGUUGUAUCUCUGGGGGUGUGCAUUCUGGUACAUUACAGGACCUCGGAGCUCCAGACCCGCGUCUCGCAUUUGGAGGAAGAGAGGCAGGUUUACUCGGCUUGGUUCUCAAUGGACCAAAUGGAACCGGCUAUUUUUAACAGAGUGGAUCAACUACUGACAGAGAAACUGAAGGCGCAUUUGCCCAAGGUGAGAGCGGCCCGCGGGGUCCCUAGCGGCUGCACAUGUCCUCCAGGGCCACCAGGAGAAAAAGGAAGACAUGGUCGCAGAGGUACUACAGGGCCUGCUGGAUCUACAGGAAGAUCAGGUUUUCCGGGAAACAAAGGAUCCAUGGGCCUACCAGGGAGAAGGGGUCUAAAGGGGGAACCUGGUGACGAGGGAGCUCCAGGAGAUCCUGGCAUCUCAAUCAUUGGACCCCGUGGCCCUCCUGGUCAACCAGGAGCAAGAGGGUUCUCAGGAUAUCCGGGCCCUAUAGGGUUGGAUGGUAAAUCUGGAAAAGCUGGAUCUAAAGGUGACAUGGGCUCACCUGGUCCAAAAGGUGAAAAGGGAUACAUUGGUCUUAAAGGAGAAAAGGGUCUACAUGGUCCAAAAGGAGACAAGGGUCAUCGUGGAGAUUCAGCAUUGACUUUUACAACACCUCGACUGAAUAUACUACCACCUGCUGACCAGAUCAUCAGACGUCUCUAUCUCAAGGGUGAACAAGGACAAGCAAACUGCUCCCCAGGACCACCUGGACCUCCGGGCCCAAAAGGACCUCCAGGGGAUUCAGGAAAAUCAGGGACUGACGGUUUACCGGGAAAAUCCGGAGACGGUGGACAACCUGGAAGAGACGGAAUUAAGGGGCAACCAGGAUUGCAAGGAAAACCAGGAAUACCCGGGCUCCCAGGAAGAAAGGGUGAGGUUGGUGAAUUAGGGCUUCCUGGUCCAGCCGGAUUACCGGGAUCCGUGGGCCGAAAGGGAGACCAGGGAGAUGUCGGACAAAAGGGAGAUCCUGGCGAAAUGGGCCGGGCAGGCGAUAGAGGAGAAAAGGGAGAAUUUGGAAGACCUGGUAUCCCAGGAAAACCUGGAACAAAGGGUGCACUUAUUUCAACUGUUCCUGUGUUAAAGGGAGAGCCAGGGAAGACUGGACCACCUGGAGAGAAGGGGAAGCUAGGAGAAGCUGGUCCACGUGGCCUUCCCGGAAAGAGAGGGUUCAGGGGUGAAAGUGGCAUACCUGGGAUAGAAGGUGCCCCAGGGCAGAAAGGGGAAGGAGGAGAACCAGGAUCUGCUGCUGGUGGAAUUAAGGGUGAUUCAGGCCUGCCUGGACCUGUAGGCCCUCCAGGUCAGAAGGGUGAAUUGGGUGAACGAGGAGUUCAGGGCCUUCCAGGUGUGAAAGGUGAAGCAGGAAAAACUGAGAUAAUUGACUAUAAUGGUAACAUCAAUGAAGCACUCCAGGGACCUCCAGGAGUUCCAGGAAUGCCAGGUCUACCAGGCCAGAAGGGUGAAAUAGGCCUACCUGGACUUGAUGGAGAAAAGGGCCCCCGUGGGAAGCCAGGAGACUUUGGACCCUCAGGUCCGCAAGGGCCACUGGGACCCGAAGGAACCAAGGGCGAGUCAGGAAUUAUGGGAUUCCCCGGUCCCAAAGGAGCCAAAGGAGAUACCGGAAUGGUCGGAUCACCUGGUUUAGAUGGGCUCACAGGUGAAAAAGGAGAAAGGGGAGAGCCAGGAUUACAAGGCCCUCCUGGAUUGCCAGGCCCUGUUGGACUUCCAGGCUCAACUGUUAUUGGGCCACCAGGAAUACCUGGGCCUGAGGGCCCCCCAGGUCCAAAGGGUCCUCAUGGCUUUUCAGGGACAAAGGGCGAGCCUGGGUCAGAAGGCUUCAAAGGUGAUAGAGGUGAUCGAGGUCCCCUGGGACUGCCUGGUGCUUCUGGCUUAGAUGGACAGCCUGGACCACUGGGUGUACCAGGGCCAGCAGGACCAAAAGGAGAAAGGGGCGAUAAGGGAGACAUGGGAAUUUCAGGACCAAUAGGACCACGGGGAUUACCUGGUUCACUGGGACCAACGGGUGUAAAGGGAGGCCGGGGGGAGAAGGGAAAGAGAGGUGCUAAAGGGCCUAAAGGGGAUAAGGGAGACCAAGGAGUGCCUGGAUUAGAUGCACCUUGUCCAUUGGGUGAAGAUGGUUUACCUGUACAGGGCUGUUGGAAUAAAUGAUGAUGGUCUAACCUCAGAAUGGAGUGUGUACAUAGAAUAUUUAUUUUUAUACAGUUUUUUGCAAUUAUAAAUGUUACCUUUUUUUAAACUAAUUCAUAUUUUAAUAACACAUUUUGUAUAAAUGGUAUUAAAUCCUGUGUUGUCUACCAUUGUCUUUGUAUCUGUGUAUUCAUCUGCUAAUAUUGAGACAUAAUACUGCAGUUAUUAUUUGCAUGAUAUUCGUGCAUAAUAUAAGGAUCCACAGCUGCAUUGUAAUUUAUUGUAUUAUAUGAAGUGGGCUGCCCUUAACUGCAGACCUGGUUAUUUGAAGCCAUUGCCCCAAGCCACCAAUUGCAAACUGUAUGUAUUCCUGCCAGGGAUUUAUUUGUGUCUAAAAACAAAGUACUGGAGGAACUCCGCAGGUCAGGCAGCAUCUUUCGAGGGAAUCCGCAGACCAGAAUCUUUCUUCAGAGUAGUCCUUCAGGCUGAAGAAAGAUCCUAACCUGAAACGUUGUCUGUCUAAUUACUUCCACAGAUUCUGUCUCACACUCCGAGUUCCUCCGGCAUUUUGUUUAUUGUUCGAUUCCAGCAUCUGCAGUUUCUUGUGCCUCCAUUUAUUUGUGUUUUUUCUGCUGAUAUAACACAAUGUGUGUUAACCCCAAUAUAAGCUAAACAAUUCAAUUCAAUUACUUCAGCAGAGGCAGCUGAUAAUAAAAAUUGGGAAGGGAGGGAUGCGUUCCUUUUUUUAUUUUUGUAGGUGAAUCUGUAUCAAAUAAUUAUAUGUCCUAACCAGGGCGAACAAUAUUAAGGAAUGCUAAACUGUUGUCUCAGCAUUUUCAAGCCAGCCAUGGUUGAUGUUUACAUGUUGUAUUAAGCUUCAGCUCCUAGAAAAACACUUAAGUGUUAUUACAGUUCUUGACUGAUAGCAACUCUUAUUAAUGGUUGUAUGGUGACGAAUAAACUGAUUGUGAUAACAGCUGAAAGUACAGCCUUUUUUUGCUGAAGUUGACUUUAUGAUUGGGAAUAGCAGAAGGCACAAAUAAAGAUGUCAUUUGACAUGGCCCACAAGAAUAAGGCUUGCUGUUUGUUUUCAACUAAUUGCAUGAUCCAGAGGAAUUUCCUUAACCAUGUGUACAAGCCUUUAGAUACUCUAAAGUUUGGAAGAUAUAUGUAUAUACUGUUACAAGAUGAUGCCGUACAUCUGCUAUCCGCUUUACUGCCGGUAAAACAAAUUCAGCCUUGAGCAAUUUCUAGUCCACAGAGACACUGCUAUCAAAUGUGUUUUGCAUCAAUUUUCUGAGAAUCACAAAGCAACAAUUCACAAAAAUAGAGAGCAUUUGUUGGGUUUUUUCCUGUCCUGGAUCUUUGAUAGAAAUGUUUCAAUUAAAUCUACCCUCAUCCCGCUCUUUUCCCAUACCCCAACAGAUCUUUUUCAAUCAAUAAUCCAAUUCCCUUAUUGAAUCAACUUCCACUGGCAUUGGGAAUUCCAGUGGAACAACUAUCUGAUGUAGAAAUAAUGUUGUCACUCCUUCACUGCCACUUCAUCAAUACCCAGAAACGCGCUUCCUAAAAACGUUGACAACACAUUCACCAUGCAAACUGCAGCAGUUCAAAAAGGUGCUGCCAUAACGUUCAUAAUCGUGGCAGUCUUUCAAUAGGAAUGCUUCACCUUUCAUAUGCUGGCUGUAUCUGACCAUCUAAAGAUCUCCAAAGAGAGACAUGCAGUACAUUGCUUGUUGAAUUGAGGGAACUGUGGAAAAUCAUUAUCAGGGUAUCUUCAAUGUUCUCACCCUCUUCCUUUACUCCCUGGAGGGAAGCCAUCUGAUCCUAAGAUGAAGGGCUAAGAUGUGAUUGUAGAUUGUAGCAGUACUAAUGCUACAGAGAGGUACAGCACAGAAACAAGUUCUUCAGCCCAUCAAGUCCAUGCCAACCAUUAACCAUCCAUUUACCCUAAACCUACAUCAAUCCCAUUUUCCGUACCAUCCUCAACAGCUUUCCCCAGAUUUUGUCACUCACCUACACACUAGGAACAUUUUUUAGUGGCCAAUUAACUUACCAAUGUGCACAUCUUUGAGAUGUGGGAGGAAAUUAGAGCAGGAAACCCCAAAUUGGCAUAAGGAGAAUAUUUAAACUCCACACAGACAACAACCAAGGUCAGAAUUGAAGCCAGAUCUCUGUCACUUCACAGUGAGGCAGCAGCACUAUCAGCUGCACGUAAACACCAGGAUCCAUACAUUUGUUUAUUAACUAAUGUCCCACAGACAAGCAAAUCAGCCAACAGACUGGUGAAAUGUUAAACCUUUUUUUUAAAAUAUGUGCGCAACCAGUUAGAAAACCCAAGUCUCUAAUCUGAACACAGUGAGGUACAUGUAUGUUUCUACUCCUGAAACUACAUGAGGAAUCAGUGGACUUUGCUCAUGACUGGCGCUUGAAGUGACAAAUUCUGAACGAUGUAUUUACCUACUACCAGGGUCAAACUCCGUGGCUAAAUGUUAAAAAGUAAUGAAUUUGGCCAAAGCUGGAAUGAUUUGAAAAGGGCUACAGAGCGACGUUCCACGACUCCUUGUCGAAAACAAGAGCUUGACGCAAAAAUAAUGGAGGAACACAUGCUGGAAGUUACAGAGUUACAGAAUGGGACAUCUGCUGCGUAGUGGUCAUUUGUGUACCGUAGUCGCUGAAAUCUGUGGCUGAGCCACCUUCUUCCUUGUACAUCAGGCGGGAUGUGAAAAAGCAACAAAAUAUCCAUGUGCAUUUUGACUGUGGGACUCGAAGGUCAGUUUUACGGAACCAGAUCUUUUGCACAGGAAUGGUCUGCUGAGCAGUUUCUUUUGAUAAACAUAUAUAUUUUUGGUAGACCUUUACCUAGAAGGUCACAGUCACUGUGGAUUUAUUUUUUCUCUUUCUACUGAAAAAGGAAGAGAUAACUACACUGCCAAGUAUGAAAAUGAUUCCUUUUUAACAGAUGUGCUUUUGGGAACUGGCCAGAACUGCUGGCAGUUUUCAUCUUUUAUUAUGGUGAUAUUUCAAUGACUUAGUAUAGUUCAUUUAAAUAAGUAAUUGGUAUCAUCUCCUUUCUUUGAAUCAAAACUUGUUUUGUUACUUUUCCUGCAUUUGUGAAUGAUUUUUUUUAUUAUGGAGGGAGGGUGUUACUUCCCAUUCACCCAGAGGAUCCAUGAUCCGUUUCUCAGACAACUGCAUUUAGAUUUUUUAAAAUUAUUUUUUCUAACUUUACAUGCAAAGAGCUUGUAAAGUUAGAGCUCUGUCAACCACACACAAACUAGACCAGUGCAACAAAUGGCUAAAUCCCUAUGUUUAGGCUUUAAGAUGCUUUAAUUAUGCUUCUCAUGCCGAUCUAGUGUUGGAAGCCAUCAGUUUAAGUGAAGUGCAAUUGGUCUGCAGAGCAAUAAUUUCAAUUUUUACGGCCUAUUAAAAUCAUACUUUGAAACCAAAUGCAUGCUUGACAACAUUGUUACUUUUAAACAAUUGAGAUCCAUAUGACACCGGCCUUUUUAAUAUGGCCACAUGAAUCAUCCAUUCAUUCCUAUCCAAGCAAUCCUUUUAGUUUUUGUAAGCCAUAGUGUUAUUGAGGAUAAUGAGAUUCCAUUUUGCUGUAAUUCUUGAUGCAAAGCGGAAGGAGGCCAUUCAACUGAUAAUGCACGUGCCAGCUCAUUAGCAGAGCUAAUCAGUCUAGCUUCUAUCAAACCAAUGCCUUCGCAACUGGUGCUAUUGUCUGAACAUACUUUUCCACUGCUUUGGUUCCAGCCAAUUGCUUGGUUAAAUUUACACUUGGUUAAAUAAACUUACUGCACAUGCAAAUUAAGGAGGGGAUAAAAAAAACUUUUGAAGAGUUGUAAAAAUUACUUUUAAGUUUUUCUAAUGAAUGAAUCUUAGCAAAAAAUAUGUUCUGACUUCUGAAAAUGUGACUUUUUUUUGAUCCACAACAUUUUCUAAUCCUUGCAUUCUGAAAAAAGUUUGCAAUCUUGUCACUUUUUUUGUCAGCUUCUGUUUUACUCCAAGUAUCUUUGCUACAGGAGUUAUUUGCUACAGUCAUUACAAAGCUACAGAAGCGAUAUGUACUAUUGUAUUCAUUUUUAAUGGUCAGUUUUAAUGCAACAUUCAAUUUUGCAUUCAUAUUGCAUAAGUUAUUUUGAUGCUUUUGAAUCAACUUGUUGAAGUGUAUGCAUUAGCAAUCACAGAAAGCCAUUUACAAACUUUUUAUAUCAGGAUUUGUUUUUGUAGCAUAAGAUGUAUGAUACUAUAAAAAAAACUUGUAAAUUAACUUGUAUUAUAUUUUUUGAGUUUAUUACAUUGAAGGAGAUCAGUAAAUAUGACUCCAAUUUCCAGUUUUUUUUUGUUGAAGCGCUAGACAUCUGUUUACUGACAGAGUCUAUUUGCAGGCUGUUCACACGUACUAAUUGCAUGCAGAAACUUUGAUUGUAUAAACAUCUACUUUUUAAGAAAUAUAUUUUUCAAAAAAAAAUCAAAUGGAUAUUGUACUUUACCUGUGCAUUUAGUGCAGUUAACUUUACCACUGCAUGUGGGAUUCUGCUCUGAAAACAUCAUUUAUUUUACCCGGUGAAAUUGUAAAGGGUUUGAAUAAUAUGUGGUUUCUGACAACAUUUGGCUUAUCAUUUUUGUCUGUUAUAUCUGCUGUACAGAACAUAAAACUUUUAAAAUGAAA
Amblyraja radiata (thorny skate) is the source of this 7453-nucleotide messenger RNA. It is a transcript of the gene col13a1, whose product is annotated as collagen, type XIII, alpha 1. Bases 475 to 2793 code for a protein of 772 amino acids. The transcript has 44 exons. The record is from RefSeq and is a predicted model, not a curated record. NCBI's taxonomy places the organism in Eukaryota, Metazoa, Chordata, Chondrichthyes, Rajiformes, Rajidae.